Molecule: messenger RNA, 939 nt
Organism: Lathyrus oleraceus (garden pea)
Lineage: Eukaryota; Viridiplantae; Streptophyta; Magnoliopsida; Fabales; Fabaceae
Exons: 1
Coding region: 1-939 (312 amino acids)
Molecular function (GO): nucleic acid binding; zinc ion binding
Source: RefSeq, a predicted model, not a curated record
AUGGAUGAGAGAGGCGCCGACAAAGCCAAAGCGGAGAUUGCUUUGCAAGCGCGUUUCAAUGAGAAGAAUAAGAGGUCGAAAGGAAAAUUUGCGGCGAGAGGUAAAUCAAAUUUUCAGAAUUUUGGUUCAAAUGAUUCGCAAAAUUUAAAGCAUUCGACGAGUGAAAAGGGUGAAAGUAGCUCCAAGGAUAGUGGUCAUAACAAUGGUUUCAAGAAGCGUGAUGUGAGUAAGGUGCAAUGCUACAAGUGCAGAAAGUUUGGACACUUUGCAAAUUCGUGUCGUGGUAAAUCGAAUGAGAAUCACAAUAAUGAAGCCAAGGUUGCUAGGGAAGAGGUAGAUGAUGAGGACACACUUCUAGUAAUGAUCACGGAGGGGAGUUAUGGCAUUACAGAUGUUCCGAGUAGCAGCUACUGUAGUAACAAUUUGCAGGACAACAGCUGUACCGUUCCGGAAAAUAGCGAGAAAAUGCAUUCGGAUCGAAAUGCAUUGGUUACCGUUCGUGAUGGAGUCCAAGGGAGAGAUGAGUGGUACUUGAAUUUCGGUUGUUCAACACAUAUGACGGGUCGAAAAGUUUGGUUUGUGCAAAUCAAUCAAGCGGCAAAAAGUAAAGUCAAAUUUGCCGACGACACCAAUUUAAGUGCCGAAGGGGUAGGAGAUGUUUUGAUCGAAAAAAGGAAUGGUGGACAUUCGAGGAUCAAAGAUUUCUUGUAUAUACCAGGAAUUAAGUGUAAUCUUUUAAGUAUUGGCCAAUUACUUGAAAGAGGAUACACAAUUCGGUUGGAGGACAAGAUUUUACGCGUUUUGGAUUCAAACAGUGUGUUGAUUCUAAAAGCGCCGAUGGCUGCUAACAAAACUUUUAAGGUUGAGUUAAAGGUUAACGAGCAUCGUUGUCUAGCUACCUCCGCAAGUAGAGAUGGUAACGGGGCUGCCACACAUUAG